CGUAUUUCUUUUUAAUUGGCAAUAUGGCGACCUCCAUAACAAAUAAAUAACCUAAUAAUUUCUCUGACAGCCAGAUCUACAUUUCUGCCGAUAUUAUUGGAUAAAUCUUAUUGUAAACUAAUUAGUAAACAUGAAAUUGGUUUGCCUUUCCGACAACCCAAGUAAACCAUGCUUUGUCCUGUUUUUCAAAGGCGUGAGGAUCAUGCUAGAUUGUGGACUUGAUAUUAAACAAAUUUUGCACUUUGUACCUUUACUUGUUGUCCCAGGAUUCCAAGUUUCCAAAGCUCGGGCAUGGAGUCAAGGAGGAGAUAGACGAAAUCGAGUGUCUGAUGACGUGGCUCAAGAAUUAAAAGACUGCGGAGGUAGAAUAUUGGUUGAUGGAGCGCCUGAAUUUUCAAUACCUGAAACUGGUAUCAUAGAUCUGUCAACACUUGAUGCCAUACUUAUAUCUAGUUAUAGUUGUAUGUUGGCCUUGCCUUACAUAACAGAGUACACUGGAUUUAAAGGCACAGUUUAUAUGACUGAACCAACUCUUCAUAUUGGGAGACAAUACAUGGAAGAACUGGUGAAAUAUGUUGAAAGAAACCCAAAGUCUAAUGUUGCUUCACACUGGAAACAGGAAAACAUAAUCAAGAACCUGCCAACUCCUCUUCGUGAUGCCAUCAAUCCUAGACAGUGGAGGAAGUUGUACACACUGCAUGACAUCAAUUCCGCCCUAUCUAAAGUACAGCUCGUUGGAUUUAGUGAAAAACUGGACAUAUUUGGUGCCCUGACUGUGACUCCUGCAAGCUCUGGCUGUUGUAUUGGAAGUUGUAACUGGAUCAUCAAUUCGAAAUAUGAAAAGAUUUGUUAUGCUGCAGGAACAUCCACUCUGACAACACACCCUAGGCCAAUGGACCAAGCACCUUUAAAAAAUGCAGAUGUUCUCAUCCUGAGCUGCCUGACACAAACACCCUUGAUACUGCCUGACCCAAUGAUAGGAGAGUUCUGUGUCAAUGCUGCCGUGACUGUAAAGAAUGGAGGUAACGUGCUGGUGCCAUGUUAUGCCUCAGGUGUGACCUUUGACCUGUUUGAGUGUCUGUCCAUGCACCUGGAACAGUGCGGCCUGGCAGGUGUCCCCAUGUACUUCCUGUCCCCAGUCUCUGACAGCACCCUGGCCUACUCCAACAUUUUUGCUGAGUGGCUGUCCUCAGUGAAGCAGUCUAAAGUAUUUUUACCUGAAUGUCCUUUUCCCCAUGCAGAUCUACUGAGCAAGGGCAGGUUAAAAAACUUCUCCAGUAUACACACCGGUCUAACAACAGAUUUUCACACUCCCUGUAUUCUCUUUGCUGGUCAUCCAUCACUUCGCAUGGGAGAUAUUGUCCACUUUAUAGAAAUGUGGGGCAACUCUUCUGCUAACACCAUCAUAUUUACAGAGCCUGAUUUCCCUCAUCUAGAUGCCCUGGCUCCAUUCUUACCAGUUGCUAUGAGGGUGUGCUACUGCCCUAUAGACACAAGUCUCAACUUCUCCCAGGCCAAUAAAUUGAUCCGAGACCUGCGGCCACUACACCUGGUGGUGUCUGAAACAUACAUGCGGCCUCCAUUACUUGAGCCUUUGAGGAACGAUCUCACAAUUGACUUUGAUCCUUCUCCUUUGACUUAUAAGCAAGGUGAAAUUAUUUCCUUACCAGUCAAAAGACAAUUUGAAACAGUGGAAAUGGAACCUGAGCUGGCCAACACACUGGAGCCAGUGGAGGUCAAGCCAGGAUCAGCUGUUUCCAUGAUAACAGCCUCCCUGGUGGUCAAAAAUAACAAGUACAUUCUCCAGAACAUGCCCAAUGUGCCGUUGUCCAGGAAGAGAAGGUCAGAUGGCAGCCUGCUGUGGCGCAAGCCGUACAUAUUUGGAACACCAAACUUGCAUGCUAUUGUUGAAGCUCUCAAACAGCAUGGAUUUAAUUCACUCAAAGUGGAAGAAAAUGAAACUGGAUCUAUAAUUCACUUGGUGAAGGAGGAUUCAUUGAUCCAAGUUGACAGCAACUCAACCCACAUCAUUUGUGACAGUGAAGAUGUGCGGCUCAAAAUAAAAGAAGCCAUGUUAAAAUGUUUAAAACAGUUGUAAGAUGGUUUCUAUGUACAAUAAUGUAAAUAAACAGUUGAGUUCAUG
Molecule: messenger RNA, 2143 nt
Organism: Physella acuta
Lineage: Eukaryota; Metazoa; Mollusca; Gastropoda; Physidae
Product: integrator complex subunit 9
Biological process (GO): snRNA 3'-end processing
Cellular component (GO): integrator complex
Source: RefSeq, a predicted model, not a curated record